AUGAGAAACACUUCUGGGCCAGGUAGUAAUAAAGUCACAGAUGACUUCUCAGCAUCAAGACGAGGGGGUGUCAGCGAGGACAGAAAAGAGCCGCCUGAAUGGUUGAUUCGAGAGCUGCUGAAACAGAACAGGCGAAGACACUCUGUCACACUGGGAGAUCAGGCUCAAAUCAUGAGACAACAACACCACAGUAUUGACUCAGCUCGCAGUCUCCAGCUUGACGAGACGAUAUCACUCGAGAACCUCCAGAAACUGAAAGUAGCAUUUGAGGAUGACUUCUGCACACACAUGCUGCAGGAGUACAAAGAGAAGCAGGAAACAGCAAGACGCAGUAAGCAGGUGGCUUUCACUCUGCCAGCCACCAUGAAGGCGUUGUGUCACAGCAUUCCCAUCGUCAACAUUCACUCCACCCACGAUGGCUCCAUCGUCACAGUGCGAGAAGAUGGGGCCGUUUGCUACUGGAGCCCUGAACUUAAACCACUGAAGACCAAACACAUGUUUAAUGAAGGACCUGCAAACAGGAAGUCAAAGUGGGCAAGUGAUUUUACUCUGAUGACUGAGUACAACAAGCUGAUGAUUGGAACGGGGGACAGAGAGCUCCAGCUUUAUGAGCUUUCCACUCUGGAGCCUUAUUGCCAGAUCAAUGCACUAGACACUGUGCCUUUGACUUUAGACUACGGCUACACCGGCACUGAUAAAUGUUGUAUUCUGUAUGGAGACACUGAGGGAUGUGUGACUAUCAUUUUAAUAUCCUCUGUUGGAGAUACCCUCAGACUAUGGAAUAAAUUACCGAAGAUUGAAAAUAUACCCAACAUAGCGAUUGACAAUGCAGUGCUUUCUCUGAAUGUGACAUUUGUCAGAUGGAAGGUUCAUCAGGACUGGGUGACACAGGCUAAAUAUUUUCAAAGUUUUCAAGCUGUUGUCUCCUCAUCAAAUGAAGAAUCUUCGUCUCUCGUUAUAGGCCGCAUGCUGCCGUUAACAGACGCUGAGCAGCAGCUGAACGAGAUCAGAGAGGCUUGCUACGAAGGUAAGAGCAAGAAGGUCCAACUGAGCUGGACUCCACAGCAUCGCACAUCAUGUGACCAGAGAGUUUUCACCAUCCACAAAGGUGUCAAGACGUUUGACCUUUGUCAGAAGCACAGCUUGCUGGUUACUGGAGGCAUGGACAGACUUAUACGCAUGUGGAACCCACAUUUUUCUGGGAAACCAACUGGUAUUUUGAAAGGCCACUCUGCUCCCAUCAUAUACCUCUGCAUCUUCUCAGCGGACAGUCAGAUCUUCUCAGUCUCCAUAGACAGAACUGUGAAAAUCUGGGAUAUUCAAGAUCUGUGUUGCUUGUUUACUGCAGAGCCCAAAGCAAACAGGAUUCAUGGUGACAUAUCUGCAUGCUCGUAUUCCUCUGCUAUGAGAUCCCUCUACAUUGCAGCAGACUGUAUGGCUGUGCUCUCCCUGAAGAUAAGGCCACAGCUUCACAGCCGUCUGACUGUUUCGCAUAAUGAGCCUGUAAUGUGCUGCGGCUACACUGAGGAGUUUCGUCAAGUCGUCAGCUGCACUGAGGGAUCUGUGGUGAAAGUCUGGGAUUUUGACACUGGGCGUCAGAUUUUUGAGUUUGGUGGCACACAUGACCUGUCUGUCAUCACAUGCAUGACAUUUGACCCCAAAGGGAGGAGACUCAUCACAGGUGGAAGAGAUGGUUGUCUAAAGAUCUGGAACUUCAACAAUGGUCAGUGCCUAAAGACACUACAAAAAGAUGGGGAAUCUCACGAGGUGUUCGACUGUAUCUUUCUGAAAGUUCACAGGAAUUUCUAUGUGAUGUCUGUCGGCCGGGACCGGAAGAUUGACAUUUACUCAGACAUACCAGAGGACCUCCAUCAUGUCCAGAGGCCGCAGCCUUCAUGGCAGGAUGAUCUGAAAAAUGGCCAUAAGGAGGACAUCCUUUGCGUGGCGCAGUGUCCCCCAUCUCUCGUAGCCACCGGCAGCUACGAUGGAGAGAUCAUUGUGUGGAACGUGGUUUCUGGAUGUAUACAGUGUCGGUUUGUCAGCCCCCUUCUAGUUGAACAGCAAAAUGUCGAAGGACUGGAUACAAGUGUACCAAGCAUCAUUUUCCUAAAGAACUCCAAGUUACAGCAGUUUUCCUCCACUACAGCUCUUGUGUCGUCCGCGGCCUUGGGUUGUGUAGAUCUCUGGAGCGUGCUCAGUGGAGGACAUUUCGUGGGCAGUUUCAGAGCUUCUCCAUUCCAACAAAAGAUCGAAAAACUGGCUAAAACAGAGAAGGGCGCAUUGCUGUACGCUGCUGACCAAAUUGGUUACAUCUAUGUUUACGACAUGGAGAAGUUUGCCCCUACAGAAAAACCACCCAGAGCAGAAUUACUGGGUAUGCAAACUACACCGCAGGCUUUAUCAUGGGCAAUCACAAAUAGUGUUCUGCCAGAAAUGCCUUCUCCCAUUUCAUCCCAUGUCUCUUUAUUCUGGUCCAGCCUAGAGAUUGUUGACAAUGAUCAAGUGGUGCUUACCUCAUCCACCGACUACACUGUGCGCCUUUGGAGUGCACAUGGAGAAUUCAUAGGGACCUUUGGGCAAUCUGAGAGCUGGAGCAUCCACAUCUCCUCUUCCUGGAAGCAUCCUGCUGUCCCCUAUGAGGUGCUGAUUGAUCCCCUGAGUAUGCCAGAUCAUGAAAUCCUGAAUUUAAAAACAUGUCCUUCUGAUGCUAUCAGUCCUGACAAGACUGACACUCACAGAGGGGAACUAAAGUCAGAGACAAGCAGUAAGCUGGGACUUCCUUCAGCAUCAACCAGUGACACAGACAGUGAGGAAGAUUAA
This is a messenger RNA of Morone saxatilis (striped sea-bass), 2820 nucleotides long. RefSeq names its product WD40 repeat domain 95 (gene wdr95). NCBI's taxonomy places the organism in Eukaryota, Metazoa, Chordata, Actinopteri, Moronidae. The record is from RefSeq and is a predicted model, not a curated record. Bases 1 to 2820 code for a protein of 939 amino acids. The transcript is spliced from 26 exons. Gene Ontology annotation, molecular function: protein binding.